CUCUCCUGCCCCCUCCUCUCGCCCAGGCGAGGGGGGUCAGUGCGUAAUAGAAACCAGGCUCCUGAGGAAAGCGAGAUUUCUUCUCCGCCGUCGCCCCCACAGUCCGCCUCCCCUCGGAGUUCUUGGCCAGCUGUUUUCCUCCUGCUCGGGGGAGCGGAGCGGGUGAGCUUUGUGCUGCCCUCUGCCGAUCAGCGCCCCGCAUGAGGCGAGCUCGCUUUCCCUUUCCCUUGCCCAGCCUACGCUCCGGAGAAGCGGGCGGUGCAGAUUCCCGAGACAGAUUUUAAUGUAUAUUCAGCUGAUUUACCCAACCAUUCUUUUGAACUGACACUUCUCUACUAUGACCUUUGCUUACUGGUGAACUUUCGUAAGAUGAGAAGAAGUGACUGCCUCCAGAAAGUCAUUGAUGAAGCUUUACUUGGGAGAGAGCAUAAAAGCAAAGGAGGAUAUUAUUUAUUAUUCUAGGAAUAGUAAGCAGUACCUGAACUGUCAGCCAAAGUCAUUGGAAAUGCAAAGAUUAAAGGCUAACCCUAAGUCCCAGCAACAUUUCAGGUCACAGAAGGACUUCUGUUUCUUACGAUUUGAUUUUGCUCUGGAAGAACCUUGAAAUAUAGAUAGAAAAUAAAAGGAAAAGUAGGAAUUCAUGGUUUCCUUUGCUAUUGCUUCCUCUGAGAGCUAUUCUUCUCUUUCUGUUGAAAUUAAUUUCUCCAUUUACCAGAAAGAACUACAGUUAAUUCUUUUGCACAAUCCUAUCAGAAGCCUCUGGCGUUGAAAGGGACAAGAAGACCUGAGCAUUUUGCUGGAAAAUAGGUUGCAAAAUGGCAAUGAGUAUGGAAUACUUGACUUCGUGGAUCUGCUUACUAAAUGUUUUUCUAAUGGUUUGGAAUCAUGACAUGACUGAAGGAGCCCAAGUAAUAUUGGACAGUCCAUUCAUCUCAGUCUGGAAUGCACCAACUCAAAUAUGCCAGGACAGAUAUGGAAUAUCCCUUGACUUGAGAAUUUUUGAUCUAAUUGUCAACCAGAAUGACUCAUUUAUGGGGAAAGACAUUACUCUUUUCUACAGUAACAAAUUUGGAUAUUAUCCAUAUUACACUAAGGAUGGAGUUCCCAUCUAUGGUGGUCUCCCUCAAAAUGCUAGUCUAAAAGAUAAUCUCCAGAAGAUUGAACAAGACAUUAAGAAUACCAUUUUGGAUGUUAGCUUCAGAGGUCUGGCAGUUGUGGACUGGGAACACUGGCGUCCCUUAUGGAUUCGGAACUGGGAUUCUCUGAAAAUUUAUCAAAAUAAAUCCAUAGAGUUAGUUAAGGAGCAGCACCCUGAUUGGCCUGCUGACAAGGUGAUUAAAGAAGCCCAGUUAGCAUUUCAGCAAUCUGCUCGAGCAUUCAUGGAGCAGACAUUGGCCUAUAGUGAAACCCUGAGACCUAAGGGAUUCUGGGGCUUUUAUGGCUUCCCUGACUGCUAUAACAACGAUUACCACCAUGUCAAUUAUACUGGAGAAUGCCCAGAGAUUGAGAAACAGAGGAAUAACAAGUUGCAGUGGCUCUGGAAGCAAAGCUGGGCUCUUUAUCCCAGCAUUUAUCUCCCCGAAGAACUUAGACUGACUUCCAAAACUCUUGAAUUUGCCCGUCAUCGAAUCCAGGAGGCAUUCAGGGUUUUGAACUGGACACAGAAUGACAUCCCUGUCUUACCUUAUACUACCAUUAUAUAUGAGUUUACUCAAAACUUCAUCACGCAGGAGGACCUGGUCCAUACUAUUGGUGAGAGUGCUUCUCAAGGUGCUGCUGGAGUUAUCAUAUGGGGUAGUACAAAUUUAAGUCAUUCUUGGGAAACCUGCCUUCAAGUGAAGGAGUAUGUGGACACGCUCCUUGGCCCAUACAUUAUGAAUGUGACCAGUAGCACUAAGCUGUGUAGUGAAAUACUCUGCUCAAACAAUGGCCGCUGUGUGCGGGGAGAGAACUACCCCAACGCCUUCCUGCAUCUCAGUUCUGCCAGCUUUACUAUUAAGAAGCAUAAUGUGGACCCAGGCUUUAUUCUGAUUGGCCAGAUGUCGAUGGAAGAUCAAGUCAAGAUGGCCCAAGAAUUCACAUGUCAGUGUUACAAUGGCUGGACGGGAUUGCAAUGUGAGAAGAAGUCAAUCUAGAAUGAGUUAUUCAGCCCAGAGUUUCAUGAUAUAUAAUACAUGUCAACAAGAAAAGCUCAACCUGCAGAAUUAGUCUACAUAAAAUUAAUAUAUAUUCAUAUAUAUUGUACGUUAGAUCGAUGCUUUGCCAGAUGAUAGGCCACAUUCCCUUCCCCCAAGCUGGUUCAGAAGUCUGGGAGCUGCAGUCCGUCCUAUAUGAAGGGCACAGGUGGGUGAAAGUUGGGCUUCAUCUUUUUGCAAUGACACUAAAAGGCAUUGGCCAACCAGUCUGAUUUUCCCUUUCUGGAGGGUGCAAGCAGAAAUCCUUCUAGCAAUGGUCUUAGUGGUUAUCUGCAUCUUUGCCUGGGUACAUAAUACAGUUCUGCCUUGCAGCAUAAAAAAAGCCAGCAUGCUUUUUCUUUUGAUCAUGAUAUGAAUACCUACAAUAAGCAUGCUUUUCUUACAAAUGUAUUGUGUUUGCUUUCAUUUCCGUCUGAAGAGGUUAUCAGGUCAGUUACAUCUUUGUGUUGCCAUGUGCUGAUGCACACACAACUUUGUGUUCCCAUGUGCUGAUGCAUACUCAGGAUGGAAGACGCACUUCAUUUCCUUGUGAGACCUACAGUCUAUUCUCACGAGGUAUGACGAGAGUUUUGAAGGAAGAGAGCACUGUAACCCAUUGAUUGCCUCUAAAAUAAGUGCAAAUGCUCCUGCAUACUGUUGUUGCACUGGUGCUUUUCUAGGUUGACAAAUGGCUAUUUUUAUGUGUAAACUUUGUGAUUCAAGCAAAAGGCCUAAUCUGUUACCAGAUUUCUGUAAUUUAGCUGCAUACGCGUAUGUCUAGUGAGGCCAUGUCCAGUUAAAGUAGAUAUCCUGUCUCAAUUUUCAGUGCAUUACAUUGUUUGGCUACAGCUUGGACGCUGACUUUGGGAAGAGGGGGCCAUGGCAAUACCUGGGAUGUUAUUGUGGGAGUGCGCUGAUGCAGCAAAGGAAGUCAUUUACUGAAUAAACCACAAAAUGCUAUUGUGCUAAAUUAUUAAAUUAAUAAUUAAAAAGCAAUUAAAUGA
Python bivittatus (Burmese python) is the source of this 3178-nucleotide messenger RNA. The record is from RefSeq and is a predicted model, not a curated record. NCBI's taxonomy places the organism in Eukaryota, Metazoa, Chordata, Lepidosauria, Squamata, Pythonidae.